Molecule: messenger RNA, 447 nt
Organism: Aphanomyces astaci
Lineage: Eukaryota; Oomycota; Saprolegniomycetes; Saprolegniales; Verrucalvaceae
Exons: 2
Coding region: 1-447 (148 amino acids)
Source: RefSeq, a predicted model, not a curated record
AUGUCCAAGUCCAGCAAGCGGCGCGGGAAGAAUUGGUGCGUCGCGUCAGUAGAUCUCAUGCUGGACAAAGUCGAAUCGAUAAUACCGAUGGGCAAAAACGCAUGGAGAAAGGUAGAAAUUGAGUUCAACACAGCGGCAAGCGGCUUUCCGCAUCGUGAUGCGGAAUCAUUGAAGCGUAAAUAUCAACAGCUACGCAACAAUCCGAAGCCAACAGGCGACCCGGAGUGCCCGAUGGAUGUUCGGAGAGCAAAGUGGAUUGUCCGUGACAUCGACAACAAAGCAGACGUUCUGGCACUCGAGGACGAUUGUGAAGAGGACGACGAACAAAACGUGAAGAACUGCGAUUGGAGCGUGAUGAUGCUUGGCGUCGAGAACAGGUUGCACGUGAAACCAAAUCAGAAGCCGACCGUCAAGAGCGCGAAGAUCGUCGAGAGCAACUGCAGCUGA